AUGAUGCAUGUUGAUAAUGAUCUUCCAGGCGUGUUCUUUAUUGAUGGUCCAGGUGGAACUGGAAAAACAUUUUUGUACAUUGCCUUGCUUGCUGAAAUUCGGUCACGUGGUCUUAUUGCUCUCGCAACAGCUUCAUCAGGUGCAGCGGCUAAUAAUAUGCCAGGAGGUAGAACGGCUCACUCGAGAUUCAAGAUUCCUCUUAAUCUUGAAAAUAAUUCAAUGUGCAAUAUUAAAAAACAGAGUGGGGCCGCUAAACUGAUUCGCUCUGCCAAAAUAAUCAUAUGGGAUGAAGCGUCGAUGGCUAAACGACAAGCGAUAGAGGCAGUCGAUCGUACAUUCCAAGACAUUAUAGGUGUUAGUCUCCCAUUUGGUGGAAAGAUAAUGGUUAUGGGAGGUGACUUCAGACAGGUGUUGCCGGUUAUCAAACGUGGCACUCGAGCACAGAUUGUAGACUCCAGCGUACGAAUGUCACCUCUUUGGUCUUUGACUAAGAAGAUGCGGUUGACCAUAAAUAUGAGAGCGCUGAAAGAUCCAUGGUUUUCUAAAUUUCUUUUAAGAGUCGGCGAUGGAACUGAAGAACAAAUCGAAGGAAACUAUAUCCGCAUACCCGAUGACAUGACAAUUCAGUGCAACAACAAAGAAAACGCUAUAAAAGAAUUGAUCCAUGCCAUCUUUCCAUCAAUUGAAGAUAAUGUAUAUUCUUCAGAUUAUAUAAUCUCUAGAGCAAUAUUGUCCACUAAAAAUGAUAGUGUUGACGAGAUUAAUAAUCAAAUGAUUGAAAUUUUUCAAGGGGAGGAAAAAGUUUAUUACAGUUUUGAUGAAGCUGAAGACGAUCAGCGCAACUUCUAUCCGGUCGAGUUCUUAAAUUCGCUAAAUUUGGUCAACAUGCCGGAAAAAGAGUUUUUUUUGCCAAGAAUCCCUCUAACCCUUUCUGAAGAUGACAUGUUCCCAUUCAAGCUGAAAAGAAAACAAUUUCCAAUUCGACUUAGCUUUUCCAUGACGAUUAAUAAAGCUCAAGGUCAAACAAUUCCGAACGUUGGUAUUUAUCUACCGGAUUCUGUAUUUUCACAUGGACAACUUUAUGUCGCGUUAUCAAGAGGGAUUUCAAGACAAAGUACGAAGGUGUUGACGGAUGACGAGGAACCGACACUCAUAAUUUCAGCGGUUCAAAAGGUGGUUCAAACUGUAAUGGAAGACGAAGGAUGCUCCUCAGAACCCAAGAGAAGAAAAUACAUCGUACGUGACCGAGUCAACACACAUGAGUUAUUGGUCAUGUUUGUAAAAUCAUUCACACGGAGAACAACGUUAGACGAAAAGGGACGUAAGUUUAAUGGGGCUCAAAUGGCGGCACGAAAAGAUGUCAAACUGGCAUUUGGUGUUUUGCAGUCAAGACGGAAAAUUCUGAAGGUGCCGUGUAGAAUUAUGGAGAAACAAAGAAUUAGAAAUAUGGUGUACGCGUGCGUUAUAUUGCAUAACAUGAUUUUGGAGGAUGGGAACGCGCAAUUUGAGAGUAAUAUGAGGAGACGAGUCAACCAAGCAUCGUAUAAUUAA
Molecule: messenger RNA, 1551 nt
Organism: Helianthus annuus (common sunflower)
Lineage: Eukaryota; Viridiplantae; Streptophyta; Magnoliopsida; Asterales; Asteraceae
Product: ATP-dependent DNA helicase PIF1-like
Exons: 4
Coding region: 1-1551 (516 amino acids)
Biological process (GO): telomere maintenance; DNA repair
Molecular function (GO): ATP hydrolysis activity; DNA helicase activity
Source: RefSeq, a predicted model, not a curated record